Messenger RNA from Penicillium pulvis, 594 nucleotides. RefSeq lists its product as uncharacterized. Bases 1 to 594 code for a protein of 197 amino acids. The transcript has 2 exons. The record is from RefSeq and is a predicted model, not a curated record. Lineage: Eukaryota; Fungi; Ascomycota; Eurotiomycetes; Eurotiales; Aspergillaceae.
AUGCCUUCAAUUCAGAACAUUGUCAUUCCGGCAGUCCUCUCACUUGCAGUGGCUGCGAAUGCCCGUUUCAACCUUGGCGAUGCUCUACUUGGAAAGCGACUCGUUACCAACUGCCCUAACGAAUGGACGCCAAUCAACUACAACGGCAACGACAGAUGCUGUCACGGAUCCCUGUCUGUGGAAGAAGACAACAACCCCUACUGCUGCGUCAUGAACUACGAUGAUUACCGUGACACUGAUGUCCAGUUCUCGGACUGCUUCCCCUUCUGCAGCGGUACCGACUACGGAGGUCCAUCAGUGAGCUGGAGCAACGAGCCCACCUGCAUUACCCGGGUCCCGUUCUCCGCGAAUGGAUACUCUAGCAUUGUCUCGGCCGCUGUGUCUUCGGGCCGUUAUUCUUCUACAACUACUGGUCCGGCUACCAACGAGGCUACUGCUACCCCGACGUCCACUAGUGACUACAAUCGUGACAACCAAGACGCUACAUCUACUUCCACUUGGUCUGGUGACUCGACUAUGAACGCGGCGCCUAUUGCUACCGCCGGUAGUGUCCUCGGUGGAGCUGCAUUUGCUGCUGCUCUGCUUGCGCUUUAA